AUGAUUGUAUCUGGGUUGAGUGGUACGCUCUCAAGAUGCCCCCAAUUACCUCCUCGUUGCCUAGAAUCACGCCGUGUUCGGGUCAGACCUUUUUCCGUGGCUACUAGAUGUAUACAAGGGACUACAUUUCCCGGAGUUGAAAGAACAAGUUUUUCAUCUCCUAGAAUAAAAUGCAAUAGACAACAGGUUCAAUUAGUUAGAAGUGCCACGGACGCUUCAUUUGGUGAUACGUCAAAUGAUUCUACGGCUGUUUUCCCAAGAAUUAGUGUGAGUGAUCCGUAUAAACGACUUGGAAUAAGCAAGGAAGCUUCUGAAGAAGAAAUUCAAGGAGCUAGGAACUUCCUGAUCCAAAAAUAUGCAGGGCACAAGCCAAGCGUAGAUUCAAUUGAGUCGGCUCAUGACAAAAUAAUCAUGCAGAAAUUCUAUGAGCGUAGAAACCCAAAAAUUGACUUCAAGAAAAAAUUUAGGGCAGUCAAUCAAUCCCGAUUUGUUCAGGCUGUCAGAGGCAGAUUUCGCAUUCCAUCCACCAUAUUCAUUAUAAAAACUUCACUGGCAUUUUUGUUACUUGGUGUUCUGACUGUCUUCUUUCCAACUGAGGAAGGACCAACACUUCAGGUAGCUUUAUCUCUUAUUGCCACAACGUAUUUCGUAUAUGAUCGGCUGAAGAGCAAGUUAAGAGCUUUGUUUUAUGGGGUUGGAGCGUUUAUCUUUUCGUGGCUAUUGGGAACCUUCUUGAUGGUGUCAGUAAUUCCUCCUAUUCCUGUAAUUAAGGGACCAAGGGCAUUUGAAGUGAUCACAUCAUUGAUAACAUAUGUUUUAUUGUGGAUUUCAUCAACCUAUCUUAGGUGA
This is a messenger RNA of Lathyrus sativus (Indian pea), 849 nucleotides long. The record is from the annotation of a GenBank genome assembly. Lineage: Eukaryota; Viridiplantae; Streptophyta; Magnoliopsida; Fabales; Fabaceae.